GUUGUUUCACGGAAAUAUAAAGUUGUUGGUGUUGAGGCAUGAUGUCGUGAACUGUGGAACUAUAAAGUGGAUAAAGUGGAAACUUUGAUAGUAGAUAUCAUGUGGACAGGGAUUGGUCUAGCCAUAUUGGCAGUGACCAUAUGUUUUUCAGGGAGCUUUUCUCAGGAUAUUGAUGACAUCAUCCAGUUUGAUGACGAUGAAGAUAGGGAUACUCAGAACCCUUUAGAUGAGCAAGAUGAUAAUGUUAUUCACCUUGGAGAACUCCAAAAAGUGAAAUGGAAAGAGUCACUAAGGAAGUAUGAUCAAAACAAAGAUGGUAAACUGUCUGGAGAUGAACUCCUGGUGGCCUAUCCUGAGAUACAGUCUCUAAUGGAAAGCGAUGACAACGAUCCGUUGUGGUGGUUUACCCCAAAUACCGGCAUGGUGGUUGCCGUGGUGAUCGGUAUUGUCACUCUUGGCUGUGCUCUCUUCAAAAUGAGACACUGGAUGUCUUCACAAGAUGAGGAAAGAUCUACGCAGCACGAGAUGAACAGGCAAGAGUGGUUAAACAGGCUUGAAGGUAACCGAAGAAAUCCUCAGCGAAGAAGUGAUGGGGGAGACGGAAGCGGGGACCAAGACUUAGGUGAAAGUAGUGACGAAAACGAAAGGCAGCAUCGUAUGGAAAUGUCAUGUUCAAGCUCUCCUAAAGAUUCCUCAUUGACAGAGGAGUUCUCUGAUUCGGCCACGGGAAUGCCGGAGGACGAAAACUCCAGCAAACUCCAGAAGCGGAAACCGGAAGUGACGCGCGAUAUUGUCACUUCCAAAAUGGCGCGUUAUCAGCAGUUGUCGGCCGUGCGGCGUCACCCAGGUAACCAGUCCCCGAAAGCUGAGACUCGCGUUUUUCAGCAGCUUUUACCAGAUGAGGACGACGUCGACGAAAUGUCAGGCGACGAAAUUGUGGGGAAAACUCGCAAACGACGCCAAAAAGACACCGGUUUGCCUGCAGAUUUGCAAGAAAAGGUUGCUCGUGAUGGUGAUGAUGCUACGAGUGAAUGUGAACGUGGAAAUAAAUUUGAAGAGGAAGUUUCUACGGAUAAAAUAGACAAAAGUUCGACAGAAAAGAAUGACGAGAUUCCUGCGGGAAUGAAGGACAGAGUUUCCUUAGAGGUGAAGAAAACGGGGGAUUGUAAGGAUAUGAACGAAAGUAUUCGAACUGAGGAAAAAGAAGACAGCGACUUUGAAGAACUUUAUUUGGUUUCGUCACCGUUAAAGGAAAAAUCAGGCGGUGUUUCAACAGAGGUAUUGGACGAUUCUUCUGAACCAAAGACAGUUUCGUCUGAGUCCAGUGGCUUUUUGUCAGAGUCGAAGGAUUUUUCUGGGGACCAGGAUAAAAUGACUACUUCUGGGGCGGGAAUUAAGCCAUCUGUUGUCAUAGAAACGCUGUCUCAUAUAUUGGAAUGUUCUGUCAUAGUUUCAGAAGUGUCAAGGCCAACAUACACAUCUGUGAACAGAACAUUGAAAAUACCAGGCGAUACCCUUCCAGUCACCAAGGACGAUAUCGUUCACCGUGUUCCUGAGACCCUCAAGACCAUGGUAGUUCGCCAGCUUGACAAGGUCGCAUUUGCAACGGUAUGCUUUCAGCGAAGCGAAGAAAAAUGGCAUCAGCACAAGGAUGGUUUUUUGAGAGAAUUAUGUGCUUUCGCCUCAAGCUACUUUAUUGACCUCAUUGUAGUGGAGAUCGUUAAAGAAGAGGAUUCUGGGUUUGAUGAAGACCUUUGGAGUGGUUACUUUGGUGGGUCGUCAAACGAGACUGCCAAAGUGCUGUCAUGUAUUGCGGGGCGGGCAACAAACGGAGUCUUCAUCUCAGAGAAUUUGUUAACUCGUCUUUUGCAACACAACAACAACAACAAGUUGCUGAGAAGUCUUCUGCAAGCUGCGGGAAGACAACUGAAAGCUGUGUCACGAGUGGAUGAUGUCAUUGCGCAAGAAGGGGUUACUUUGCAAGCCUUGGAAAUUCUUGUGGAAAAUCCUGCGUGCGGUCAUGCUCUCAAAUCAGUUCUGGAAGAGGAAGUGAAGGAGGCUGCUGACACAUUGGGAAACUUCUUUGAGAACAAGUCAAUCUUUGGGUCGUUGUUAUCAAUAACGACUGCCGGAGCAAGCCUCCGAGACCCUAAUCUAAAGAACUCGCCGGCUGCUAUCCCGUUCCUACAGAUCCGAGGCUUCCCAAGGGUGACAGAAUCAGAUGUGAAGCAGUUAGAGUCUGUUAUCCAAGAGGCUUUUCACCGAUGCCAAAAUAUCAUCUUCAAAGCUGUCAAGAAAGUGCUGACUGCAAAAGUUUCUCGAGAAACUGGACUGUCCUGGUUAGCAGCUGUGAUCAUAUUUAAUGAUAUGCGAACCAGCUGGUCACCAGACCCCGAUGCUCAAAAUGGGAUUUGCUGCUCUGACGGUUAUAUGCUGAACUUCUGCUCAGUCUUGAUUGAGUUGUUCUUGCCGGCCAUAUACUCGAGUGAUCUCCUGGCGAAAGUUGAUAUGACCUACCCGGCCAGUGAAGCGUGUCGCCUGAAUUUGGACUUUGAAACAUGUCUGGCUGGAGGACAGAUUGUGCCACAAGGCUGCAUUGAAAAGGAGAUUGGGCUGUUACCCUUGACGCUUCAAGGUCGUUUCAACUUUCUAACAGAAUGUUACCAUUUGACACAGCGUGCUCUGAGCAUUGGAGUUAUCACCACUAUAUCACACUACAACAAACUACACAGACAGUUCAGUCAGUCUCUGGAGCAAGUUCAAGGAACACCUCAAGAAGAAAUCGUGAAGAAUGCUCGUGUUCUGCUGACCCUCAUGUGGGAUGCUAGUCUGAUGGACCCAGAACUGGUCAGGAAGGUGUCACAGUUUUACAUAUGUCAGUCAAAACUACUGCUCCAACUGAUUGACAACUCAGGAAAGGGAGUCAACACUCGGAGGAUCCAAAAGAAAAACCUGUCGAACAUUCCGGAGUUUUGUGUGAGGGACAUGGCCAUUUGGUUUCGAUUCGUUGCUCAGCAUGUGCUCUAUGUACAUAAAGACACAUUGAGUGGCAUUUCGCUGUCUCCGUUUGUGGAUUGUUGUGUCGCACUGUUGUCGGAGCCAGAACUGAUGCCUGGCCCCGUGUCUGCCAGCAAAGUCGUCUCUGCUCUGCUGGCGUUUGUCAACACAUCAAAAAGACAACAAAUGAGUCCGGGAGUGCUGGGGAGGCCCAUUCUGUCUGACCUUGCCCUUAUGGUCCACACCUGUCCGUCAGUCCAGGAGGAGCUAGGUCCCGCCCUUAUCCGAACAUAUGUCAGCGUCGAUGUCGUUGAGGGGCUGGAUGUUGAUCGAGAUGAAUUUGACAAAUAUUCUGCCAGGGCAGAAAUCAGCUAUCUGGUUAAAGAAUUAUGGGAAAGAAUAGACUCAAGAACAUCCAUUUUGAACCUGAGUGAUUCCAAACUUUUCCAGGAUUUCCUGGGGUCUAUACUGGACACACUGCUCUACAUGCUUCACGACAGCCUUGCCCGGGUGGCUAAUGUGAGGAAGCUGGAGGUCACCAGAGACAACGAGGAAGAGUGGAGCAGAUUAUCCUUUGUAGAGAGAGUGGAAAAGGAAAAAAUCCUGAAGGCCGAGGAAAUUGCAGCCAAGAACUUCAUGCUGAUGGCUAAUCAGACCUUGGAUUUUGUUGAUUUGCUGACAAAAGCGGAAAAAGUGUCUGCUUGUUUUACCAGAAUUCCUCUGGCCACCAGAUCAGCCAGCGCGAUUUCUGGAUUUCUGCAAUCUUUGUGUGGCACCAAGUCAAAGGAAUUCAAAGUGAAGGACAUGGCAAAGUACAACUUUGACCCUCAAUCGUUGCUCAUGAAAAUCGUAAAUGUGAUCUUACGCAUUGCGGAACAAGACUCAUCAACUAAAGAAGGAUUUGUGGUUGCCAUGGCAACAGAUGCGGAUUUCUCUCCUCCAGUCCUAGAGAAGACUUUGUCUGUGAUCGCAAGGAAGAAUUUAGUGGAAGAGGACUCCCUGAAUUCUUUCCAGAAACUGAUUGAAACUAUGAAUGCGCUGAAUCAAAAUUCAAGGGGAGAUAACUAUGGUGCAAGGGCAGAUAACUCUAGCACACAGUGGCAAGAUGUUGUGGACCAGUUGAAGAUUGACCAGUCAGUGUUAUGUGAGGAGUACAAAGCAGCUUUGUCCGAUCUCCGAUUUGAUACUGUGGAUCUCCAGGAAAGUCACUGUUUCAAUGGAAACACACAAGCUCUGGACCCAAGGUCUGCGAAAAUCAAAGCUUUGAUGAAGGAAAUGAAGCAGCUUCGUAACAGUUUACCUGUGCACCCAGAUGCGGCGAUAUUUGUUCGACAGGAUGAAGAGAGGAUUGACUUGAUGCGUGCCAUAAUAACAGGACCUGUGGACACACCCUACAGUUUGGGCUGUUUUACUUUCGACAUCUACUUCCCAAACAGCUAUCCCAACAUUCCUCCACUUGUCAAAAUAAUCACAACAGGCAAUGGAACAGUCAGGUUCAACCCCAAUCUUUACUCCGACGGGAAGGUUUGUCUAAGCUUACUGGGAACAUGGCAUGCCGGAGACGCCAGUGAGAAAUGGAGCGCCACAAAAUCAUCACUAUAUCAGGUGUUGGUUUCUAUCCAGUCACUAAUCCUAAUUCCUCACCCUAUGUUUAAUGAGCCUGGGUACGAAGGCCUAAAGGAGACCAAGGAAGGACAGUCUAGAAGCAAGACCUACAACAACAACAUUCGUCUGUGGACCGUACGCCAUGCUAUGCUGGGUCAGCUUCGUUCUCCACCGGCAGGUUUUGAAGACUUGAUUCGUAAGCACUUUACUAUUCAGAAGAAUGCCAUUCUCAAGCUGUGCUCCGAUUGGCUGAGAGAAUGUGACGAUGAAGAAGAGGAAAGACGUCUGCGCUCAGUCGUCAACAGUCUACGAGAAGAGUUGGAGAAACUCAGUGAUACUUAAGUGUCGAACUUAAAAAUGUCUAAAUUGUACAUUAAACUUUGGCAUGUAUAAUUCAGAGGACAUGGAGGCUAAUUUUAUGCUGUCUGUGUUCAAAAAGAAGUGUAAAAAUAGCUUAAAAGUGUAAAAAUGAGGCAGUCAAGCAAUUGAAAGACAUUUGAAAACUGUAUUUGAAAAUACUUUUAUUUGUUUUGCUACAUUUUUUCCCUGGAUUACAUGCAGUCAGUUGUCUUGGUUAUCUUAGACAUAUGUCAAAACUUUAAUCAUUAAAUUUGGUACUUUCCUUUAUGUUGUUUUAGCUGAAAUUUGUUGUACAAUAACUUACCCAGAAUUUCGUCAAGCAAUAUUUUGAUCUGGUUACAUAAGAAAUAACAAUUUUAAAGUAAUUUGAAAUUUUGAGUCUAAGCAAGACUAAGAUUGCUCCAUGAUCCUGGGGAGUGGUGAUUAAGUCCUGUAUUAUUCUGAUCUAACAUGACAAUACAUGAAUAUAUUUGAAGAAGGUUUAUUUGUGUACAAGAAGAAUGUGUGUGUAGUGUAAUAACUGGUUUAGAGUGAAUCCUGUGAUACAGUGUGUUAUCCUGAUAAAGAGAUGGUGUAAGACUGUCAUAGCCUGGUGUUGAACCCCUGACAUACAGUAUAGUAUGAAACCGACGAUAGAAAGAUGGUGUGAAACCCCUGACAGAGAUGGUGUAAAACUUGUAAUGUAAUGACUGAAAUGGCAUGAAAAAUUUUCCAUUGGUUGAGGAUGCUUUGGAGAUCUGAGGUUUUCAUAGGCAUUUAUGUAGAUUAUCUACAUGUACAUUUCAAUUUUUAAAAAAUUAAUUUGAGGUGAAUGGUGGUGAAUCCGGCCCGUUCUUACAACGGUGGAUAGAGAUGGAGGAAACUUUAGUGCCCAAAGUAAACGGCUGACUUCUGUGAGGUAACUGAUCAACUUUUAUACAUGAUGCACGUUUCUCCCCCUGCAAGUUGUGUUCGGAACAGUGGUGACUACAAGCUGUUUGCAAAACUGUUCAUCAAAAUGGCAGUGUGAGGGUUAAUGGUCAUACAAUCACAUUGGUCGAACAGUGCAGGCAUAGAAAUGGUGGAGAUUUUUUCUUCGAGACUUUCUUCGAGUAUUGUAUCAAUGCCAUGUGUCUCUGACAAAUUGAUUAAAUUUAUUGUAUUUUGGUGUUUUUAUUAUUACGCACUGAAGAACAUUUCACUUAUAUGGCGGUGGCCAUCAUGAUGGUGGGUGGAUACCAUGCAGAGCCCAUUGGAAAUGGCGGCCAUAUGUUAGAAAUUGAUUGAAAGACAAGCAUAUUCAACCACAUGGUUACUCAUGAAACUCAUCAAAGUCAGUCAAAUCAAAUCGUUAAAAAAUGAAGAGAUGCAAUUCAGGAGUCGUGUUUGGAAGACAUGCAACAUUAAGGUUGAGGAAGAGGGGAUAAUGGGGUAAGAUUUUAAAUAUAGUGUGCGUAUAAUCAUGAAAACUACCAUUAAUUUGUAUUCAGAUUAUUUGUUUCUUUCAUUUUACAGGUUUUAAAUUGUGAAAAUAGUUGUUUAAGUAUUUUCAUUGGAUGUUGGGUGGGGGUGGGGGUGGGGUGUUGGUAAGAUCCAAUCUUCCAGUUGUUUU
Messenger RNA from Liolophura sinensis, 6553 nucleotides. RefSeq lists its product as uncharacterized. Gene Ontology annotation, cellular component: ubiquitin ligase complex; cytoplasm; nucleus. Bases 100 to 4944 code for a protein of 1614 amino acids. Lineage: Eukaryota; Metazoa; Mollusca; Polyplacophora; Chitonida; Chitonidae. The record is from RefSeq and is a predicted model, not a curated record. Gene Ontology annotation, biological process: ubiquitin-dependent protein catabolic process; protein polyubiquitination; ERAD pathway. The transcript has 35 exons. Gene Ontology annotation, molecular function: calcium ion binding; ubiquitin-ubiquitin ligase activity.